Messenger RNA from Henningerozyma blattae CBS 6284, 2466 nucleotides. It is a transcript of the gene SWC3, whose product is annotated as Swc3p. Gene Ontology annotation, biological process: chromatin remodeling. The transcript has a single exon. Gene Ontology annotation, molecular function: ATP-dependent H2AZ histone chaperone activity. Gene Ontology annotation, cellular component: Swr1 complex. The coding region runs from base 1 to 2466 and encodes 821 amino acids. NCBI's taxonomy places the organism in Eukaryota, Fungi, Ascomycota, Saccharomycetes, Saccharomycetales, Saccharomycetaceae. The record is from RefSeq and is a predicted model, not a curated record.
AUGACAAUGGUACGCACAAAAAGAGAAUACAAUGACUCUGAUAAUACUAAAGGCGAGCCUGCACCCAAGAGAAGAACCAGAAGAAGAACUAGAAGUUCGGAAGACGUUUCUGCAGAUGAAUCAGAAAGUGAUAUAGACGAAUUCGAUAAUCAGAAUAAAAGAAAUUUUAAUGACUCUAGCCGGCCAUAUGAGCUUGUAGCUGGGAUGCCGUCGUCAUUAGAGAUCCCAGAAUAUAAAGCAAUGACACAUCCGUUAUCUGGCAAGGAUUCAGCCGUAUUAUACCAUUCAUUGGUAGCGUCGAGGAAAACGUGGAUCACUGGGACUAUGUUUGAAUGGUAUUGGAGUAAACCUAUUAAAUUGCCAACACCAGAUGGUAAAUCCGAAGAACCAGGUGUAGGCAGUGGUAAUAGUAGUAUUAGAGAUAAAAUGCAAAAAAUGUGUGAUUGUAAAUUAGAAGGUGGACCACAUAUGUUUCCUGUACGAUUGUUUAUAUUAAAGAAUGAGGAGAAAGAAAAAAUAUGGCAGGAAGAUCAAGAUUCUAAAAAGAAAAUAAAAGAAGAACGUAAGAAACAAGAAGUAGAGGAUAAGAAGAAACGUAUUGAAGAAAGAAAGAAACAGCAAUUGCUUCGAAAGGAAGAAAAACAAGAACAGUUGAGAAUACAAAAAGAAGAGCGAGCUAAACUUUUGGCUAAAAAGAAAGAAGAGCAGCAAAAAUUAAAAGAAGAACAAAAGAAAUUAAAAAAGAGUCAAGCUCAUAUUCCAAUGCUGAAUACCAAUACCAUCAACAAUAAUAAUAUCCAACAGAAUUCCAAAUUGUCAAAUAAGAACGCAACAAUAUCAAAAUCUACUAGAAUUACACCAUUGGCAUCGUCGGCACCUUUAAACUCACAAUCGUCAGCAACUUCGUUAGAUACACCUGUUAAAAAGCCAACUGCUCGUUCAAUCAAUGCAAAAAUGAUUGCAAAUCUAAACGUGAUGGCUCAAAAAGAUAAAAAUUUAAAUGAAUUAAUGGGCAAGGUAGCAAGAUGUGAAGCAUCACAAGAACAAAUAAAUGAAUUUAAAAAAUUUAUAGCUUUAGCAAAGCGCUUACCGCCUCCGAAAGGAUGGAUCGAUCCGACGUUGAAACAAGCGCAGCCUCAACCGGAAACCAUAGGUCAUACACCAGCUUCAAUUCCGCAUGAAAAAACUACUUCUCAAAAUAACAAGACCACUACCCAACAUUCGAAAACCUCUAAUAAAAAGUUAAGUACUGAUCCGAACUCCAAAGAGCCGUCAAUACUUCCUAAUAAACAAGAACUUAAUACCAACACUUCUUUAAAACCUAAUAAUUGCGUAAUAGGGGGUGAUUCAGUAAAAUUAGAAUCAAAAGACGCUUGCCCCGUAAAGGAAUCCAAAGUAGAGGCUACAAAUAUAACUCCAUCUGUGAUUACUUCAAGCAUUAAUGAUAGUAAAUCAGAACCAAAUUUAAAAUCAGAUGAUACGAUCUUACCAACAACUUCAUCUAGUACAUCUAUUAUUAAGAACGAUAUUAAGACGGAUGCUUGUUCCAAUUUACCUUUAACAAAAACUGAUAUAACCGAAAAUAAUUCGAAGGAUGCUAAAAGCUGCUGUACUGAAAGCAUAACUACUCCAGUAACAAUCAAUUCUUCGGCCAUGGCAUUAGAGUCCAAAAAACAGAUACCUUUAUCAGACAGUAAUCUACCUGCAACUGGUAAAUCCAUUACAUUACAUGGUUCUGAUAACGAUGUAAAUCCACAAGAAUCUAACAUCAAAUCUUCUACUCCAAUUAAUGGUAUACUACUUCCUAAAAAAGAAUCAGAAAAUAUCGUUAAAACUGAGAAUAAUAAUACUACCUCUAAAAGGGCAGAGAUUGAUAAACAUAAAAAACUAGCUAAGCAACAACAAAAACUGGAGGAAAAAUCUAUGCAAUUAACAGCUUUCCAGCAAAAAUAUACUACAGGUGCAGAAUUAGUAAUCGAAUUUAGUGAGAAUGCUGGCCAUCGGUUUAGAUUGCCGUUUAAAAGUAUCAUUGAAUAUAGAGCUAACAAAUUUAUUAUUUCGUGGAUCAUGAUUCAUAAUACCAGAGAAAUUGAACGUUAUAAGGCUAAGAAAUUGAAAGAAUUAACAAGAAGACAGCAUCGUGCUGAUGUAAAAGACCAAAUAUUGGCGGAUUAUAAUGUUUACGCAGAUCAAGGCUCCCCAAAACCGUUAUUUUCAACUAUGACGGUAAAACUUCAUGGUAUCCACAAAAGGUUUGCGUCUAUUUUACUAAAUAGUGUUGAAGAUAGUAACAAGGUUAGUGAAUGGAUGUCUGUUAUAUUGGAAAGAGGGAUUAGAUUAUCGGGAUAUAAUUUAUGGUACCAAUUGGAUGGAUAUGAUGAUAGCCAGUUAUCAGAAAAAUUAAGGGAAGGAUUGGUUGAACAUGAAGAAAACCUUGGUCGCAGAAGAAGAGUAAGUCAUUCUUAA